UGAAUUUCAAGACUGUUAACUAUUACGCAAUCUUAAAUAAUAUAAUAUUUAAAUUUCGUGUCUACACUAUCGCCACCUGCCGUAUUUAGUUAUAAAUUGACGUGGUAAACAACGAUUACUUGGCUCAAGUUGAGAUAUGAGUCGUAUUUUAAAGGAUGUCAGCAUAUUUUCGUGAUCUUUACAUCGAAUUUUUAUUGACUACUUAAUAUGACAUUGCAAAGAGGUGAAAAACGGUACCUGAAAUGUAGAGUGCAUUUUCAUUGGAUAUUUCUGCUGUAGAAAUUUCCAGAAAACAAAAAAUGUCUGAGAAAAGAGAAGACAGGUAUAGUGUUGGAAGUUCAGCUGGCUCUGGAUUAUCCAGUGAUAUAAAAAAAGCUGGGAUACUGAGAAAAUUAAAGACUAUGAAGAAAAAGUAUUUUGUUUUGCGUACCGAAUCUGAAAGUGGACCAGCUCGGUUAGAGUACUAUGACAGUGAAAAGAAAUUUAAAGCUGGUGGCCCUCCAAAACGAAGUAUUCAUAUCAAAACGUGUUUUAACAUUAAUCGAAAGGUUGAUGCCAAGCAUAAAUUAGCAAUAGCUUUAUAUACAAAAGAUGACUGUUUCUCAGUUGUUGCUGAUAGUGAAGCUUCUCUGGAAGACUGGCUAAAUGCUAUGUUAGAGUUACAACUUGAUGGACCUUGUAUGAAUGGUGGAGUAAAGUUAAAGCCAAAAUUUGAACAUGUAUGGCAAGUUACUGUGGGUGAUAAAUCAUUAGCGUCUUCGAGGAAUAUGAAAGGACUGUAUCGAUUAUGUCUGACUCCAAGCGCCUUGACUUUAAUUAAAGUUGACCAGUCUGAUCCUCCAGAAACUCUAGAAUUUCCUCUAAUGAGUAUUAGAAGAUGUGGGCAUACAAAUAAUUACUUUGUCAUUGAGCUUGGUCGUUCGUCUAUAACUGGUGCUGGAGAACUUUGGUUGGAAACCGAAGAUGUUGUUAUUGCACAAAACAUGCAUGAAGUCACUUUAACUGCAAUGAAAUCGUGCAGAGAACAUGAAGAUCUGGGUCCAUUAGGUAGACCUAGGAGUGCAUCAAACAGUGAAAAUUCUAGGCCAAUUGCUACUAGGCGACCUAUUGCUGUUGUUAGUCCUCAAACAAUAUCUUAUGGAGGUAUUAGGGACCGUUGCGACAGCAUGCCUUCCAGGCCUCGAACUAUUAGUGAAGGCCAAGAAAUUAAUAAUAGGAGUUAUUAUGCCCCCCAAGGCUAUAUGCUAGACUCCUUAAGGCCUCACAGUGGAUUUUCACGUACAGUUUCCUAUUCCCCUCCUUCUGUACAAAACCCUUUAAGUCCUGUGUCUGCUACUUGCUCAACAGAUAGUGCAGGAAGUUCACUUUCAAUUGAUGAAUAUGAAGUUUCUCAGCAGCCUGAUUUUUCACAUAGUCGUUAUUGUCAUAGUCAUCCUACUGAUGGCGCUCUUCACACUGAACCUCCAAUUAAAGAGGAACAGCUUGAUGAUUAUGUGCCCAUGUCUGUAGGAAACAAUAACAAUGAUGGUUAUUUGCCAAUGGCUCCAAUGUCUUCAUCAGCACCUACUGUUCCUGCUGUGUUUUUACACUCCAAUUCUGUGGAAUCGUCACAUUUAAGUUCCUUACCGCCAGUUUCUCAGAGUAGUGACUACAUGGAAAUGAAGUCUCCUACUGAAGGUUACAUAAAUAUGAGUCCUCUUGGUGCUAAUGUCGAAUUAAGAGCCAACAAAUCUUGUUCUUCUCUCGAGUCAUCAGUCACUGAUUUAAAUCAAAACAAAGAUGGUUAUAUUCACAUGGCUCCAUUACGGGACCAUUAUACAACGCCUGUGUCAACUGCACAGCAUGAAGGUUACCUAGAUAUGGCACCUUUAUCUUCAUCUUUGCCAAAAACUUUCUCUGCUGUAACUAAUCACAGCAUUACUAUUCCUUCACGAAAAGACAGUAGCACAAAGCUGUCGGAGACUACUGCAUCUACUCCUAGUAGUACAAACUUGGAGGACUUUCCAUUAGAUAAAGUGAGUACUCCCUCUUCCAUAGAAACACAGAACCGUGUAUUCCCUGAUGUUGCAGAUAAAAAUAUUUCUUUCCCCUCCCAAACAUCAGGUGCCAGUCAUGUGCUGCCAUGGAAAAAUCAGCAUUACAUUUUGAAUGCAUAUGCUGGUAUUGCUGUGAA
Stegodyphus dumicola is the source of this 2173-nucleotide messenger RNA. RefSeq lists its product as uncharacterized. Gene Ontology annotation, biological process: insulin receptor signaling pathway. Gene Ontology annotation, cellular component: plasma membrane; cytosol. The record is from RefSeq and is a predicted model, not a curated record. NCBI's taxonomy places the organism in Eukaryota, Metazoa, Arthropoda, Arachnida, Araneae, Eresidae. Gene Ontology annotation, molecular function: phosphatidylinositol 3-kinase binding; insulin receptor binding.